This is a messenger RNA of Cylindrotheca closterium, 738 nucleotides long. NCBI's taxonomy places the organism in Eukaryota, Bacillariophyta, Bacillariophyceae, Bacillariales, Bacillariaceae. The record is from the annotation of a GenBank genome assembly.
AUGAGCACAUCCGAAGAAUCAGGAGUCAUUACUGUUGGCGCCAACCUUGAAGAAGUUCGACAAAAGAUUGUUCAGUCAUGUGAGGCUGCCGGAAGAGACGUCUCCACAGUUCAAUUGGUGGCAGUCAGUAAAACCAAACCUCUCGAGUUGGUAAAAGAAGCUUAUGCCAGUGGACAACGUGUGUUUGGAGAAAAUUAUGCACAAGAACUAGUAGACAAGGCCGGUUCAAUUGGAGAAUCAGAUGUGGUCUGGCAUUUCAUUGGAGGCUUGCAAUCCAACAAAGCCAACAUGCUGGUGAAAGGAGUGAUGCCUCAUGGAACCUUGGUGGUCGAGACAGUCUCUAGCCUCAAGGUGGCCAAGAAGCUGGAUAAUGCCAUGAGUGAAUUCGAAGACAAGAAGCUAGAUAUCUUUGUCCAAGUAAACACUUCUGGAGAAGAAUCAAAGAGCGGUGUCGCACCAACUGAGGUUGCGGAACUUUGCAACCAAAUUACCAGCGAAUGCGAACGCGUACGACUCAAGGGAGUCAUGACAAUUGGAGCACCAGGUGAUAUUUCUUGCCUCGAAGCAUUGGCUACGUGUCGAGAUGAGGUUGCCAUUGCGCUUGGCAUGGAAGUAAAAGAUCUUGGACUGAGCAUGGGAAUGUCUGGAGACUAUGAGGUUGCCAUUGCCAAUGGAUCUACGAACGUUCGAGUUGGAUCUACAAUCUUUGGAGCUCGUGACUACUCCAACAAGGCAUAG